GACUCUCUCUAGAUUGUUGUCUGCGCGAGUCGGCUCGGCCUUGUUGUCGGCUAGCGGAAUCGAUUUAGGACGCAAAAGAAUUCGUAUUUUGUUUCCGUCUGAUUAGGAGGUCGAUAUUACAGCCUCCAUCGGUCGGCGUUAUCUCCAAAUCCCUGACAUCCACCGGGUCUUUGGUGUUAUUCCUUUGUAAAUACUGUUAUUUGUAUAUACUGUAAAUGAUGACUUCAGUUGGCGGAAGCCGGACCCGGGGCAACUGGGAGCAGACGCAGGGUCAGACACAGAGCCAGUCACAGCACAAGCAGAGGCCCCAGGCCACUGCUGAGCAGAUCCGACUCGCGCAGAUGAUCUCUGACCACAACGAUGCAGACUUUGAGGAAAAGGUCAAACAGCUGGUUGAUAUCACAGGAAAGGAUCAGGAUGAGUCUAUGAUAGCGCUGCACGACUGCAACGGAGAUGUCAACAGAGCCAUCAACGUCCUGUUGGAGGGCAGUCCUGACACUGACUCAUGGGAAAUGGUUGGAAAGAAGAAAGGAGUGUCGGGACAGAAGGAGAGCGCACAGACAGAUGGAGGAGAAGAAGGGAAGGAGAAUCGAGAGAAGGGUGGAGAAAGAGAUGUGGCGCGGCGCAGAGGAGGGGCUCCUCGGAGAGGCCGUGGAGCCAGCCGUGGACGAGAGUAUCGUGGGCAGGAAAACGGACUGGAUGGAACCAAGGCUGGUGGCAUAGCGGGCAGAGGAACUGAACGAGGCCGUCGGGGAAGAGGCAGAGGAAGAGUUGGAGCUGGUAGGCGAGGCGGAAGGUUUUCAGCUCAGGGAAUGGGCCAGAUUGAUAAAGGCCCCAGAUAUGAUUUGUCAGGAGAUGACAGUACGUUUAAUCCAGCGGACUACACUGAGCCAGCCCAAACAGAAGAGAGCUACACAAGUGGCAGCACUUGGAGUAACACUGGCAACCUGGAACCAGAGGAUGGAAACCGGCUUGAGUUUACAGGAGGAGAGGGAACAAGCUAUCCUCGACAGUUUGACUCCACCCCUGGUGCGUGGAGAACUGCCACAGAAGAGUGGGGUACAGAGGACUGGAAUGAAGAUUUAUCAGAGACCAAGAUUUUCACUGCCUCCAGUGUGGCAUCUAUGCCCAUUCCACAAGAGAAUGUCACCAUAACAGCUGGACAGAGGAUUGAUUUGGCGGUGUUGCUGGGGAAGACGCCUCCAUCUUCCUCCGAGGCGGAACCUGCUUCACUUGAGGGUCCACGACCUCCAUCUCUGCCUCAGUCUUUGGUGUUCAGCAACUCCAAGCAGACGACCUCACUGUCCCAAUCCUCCAGCAGUGCGCCGUACGGCCAGCACAGCAUGGUGAGCAUGCUCAGUAAAGGUUUUGGUGAUGUUGGAGACCCUAAGGUAACCACCGGAGGAUCCACAACUGGUUCUCAAUUCUUGGAGCAGUUUAAGACGGCCCAGGCUUUGGCCCAGCUGGCAGCCCAGCACUCGCAAAGUGGACCGCCCAACGCCAGUCCUUCUACUUGGGAUACUAACCCUACUACACUGGGCCAAUACGAUAUGAAGCCUCAAGCAGAGCCUGUACACAGUCCCUUCACCAAACGUCAGCCCUACCAGCCCUCUUCCACUGGCUCUUCCAUGAUGGAUGCCUUUUUGCAAGAUAAAGCCACGCCCCCUCCCACCACCUCAUCCUCAAUGCCCCAGUCCGUUCCCACCACUGUCACCAAACCGUCUGGACUGGCUUCAGCUCAGCAGAACUCUUCCGGCCCAGCGGACCAUCAGGCGUCCAGUCCCCUCCCCCUGCAACAGCACAAACUCAAGCAGCAGAAGAAGAGGGCUUCCAUCACAACAAAGAUUCCAGCCCUUGCAGUGGAGAUGCCAGGCUCUGCAGAUAUAUCCGGGCUAAACCUGCAGUUUGGAGCGUUACAGUUUGGCUCUGAACCGGUGCUUCCGGAGUAUGACGCCUCGGCAUCUGUUGCCACGACGACACCAGGCAACCAAGGCCAGAACAUCCUUUACACAAGCGCUAGCAAUGAGUCUGCUUCAGCAUUAUCUAACCCCAGUCAGAUGGAGCUGUACGAGCAGAGAGCCAGCCAGACGCGGCGCUACCCUCCUUCUGUGUCAUCCUCACCACAGAAAGACAUGCAAACCAAGAACGGGUUCAGUUCAAUACAAACGUCACAAUCUCUGGAAGCUGCAGCAGGCUCUGCAGUGCCUGUGAAACCGACAUCUGAUUCUGUCGUCCCGCCUUCAGUUUCCAACAUGUCCUCAUUGGCCGACCCCUCAUCAGGUCCUUCCUCGCUGCUGAUCGCAUCUAAUCAGAUGCCUCUCAGUGCUCUGGGCCAUGAAGACUCCUCCCCCAGCUCAUUGGCUCCACAACACAAUAACUCCCUCCCAACACAGCAGAACAGUUUGACGCCUUCUUCAGUUCGCACUUCAAACACAAGUCUACUGCACGCGAGUGUAGACGGAGAUUCCAGCUUGCACUCUUCGUCUUUCUCCGUCUCUGCCGUGGCUCCUUCAGCUCCACCCGCUUCUUCCUCUACUGUGGUGGCCUCCAUCCCCCACAGCGGCCCUGUCGGACCCUCUUCAUCCGUCAUUUCGGUCUCCGCACAGUCCGCUUUGGGCCAGGUCAGCAGUUUGUCAAUGGGACUCAACAGCGCUGCUGGCGUCUCCAUGGUUCCCCCAACAGCCGGCGUGUCCUCAUCCUCGGCAGCCUUGGCCGCUGCAGCACCUUCUUUGACUGCCUUGUCCCGCAGCACAGCUGCAUCAGGGAAAGCACCUCCAAACUUGCCUCCCGGCGUGCCUCCUCUUCUUCCCAAUCCUUACAUCGUGGCUCCUGGUCUGCUUCACCACUAUCCAGUGAGUUUUCUGCCUCAAAUGUAUGGCUACGAUGACUUGCAGAUGCUACAGACCAGGAUACCACUGGACUAUUACAGCAUCCCAUUUGCCACUCCAACCACACCGCUGACUGGCAGAGAAGGCAGUUUGACAAGCAACCCUUAUUCUGCUGGCGACCUGGCGAAGUUUGGUCGCGGUGAUGCUUCGUCCCCUGCCCCUGCAACAACGCUGGCCCAGCCGCAGCAGACGCAGACUCAAACGCACCAUACCACCCAGCAGCCCUUUCUCAACCCGGCCCUUCCACCCGGAUACAGCUACACCAGCCUUCCCUAUUACACUGGCGUACCAGGUCUACCCAACACCUUCCAGUACGGCCCUGCCAUGUUUCCGGUGGCUCCUACCUCGUCCAAACAGCAUGGUGUGAAUGUUGGCGUCAACGCAUCAGCUACGGCCUUCCAGCAGGCAAGCGGCUACGGCUCUCACGGAUAUAGCACUGGCUAUGAGGAUUUGGGCCAGGCUUCGGCCGGGAGCGGGGAUUUCUGUAAGGGCGGCUACAGCACAGCCGUUGCUGCGGCCGCUGUUGCCGCUGCUUCUGCGCAAAACAAGCCUGCCAGCUCCGUCACCGGGCCCGGAGUGGGCGUUUCUGUGACAUCCAGCAACACGGGAGUUCCUGACAUUUCAGGGUCUGUUUACACAAAGACGCAGUCUUUCGAGAAGCAGGGUUUCCACACAGGAACCCCCAGCGCUUCCUUCAGUUUGCCCUCGGCACUCGGGAGCGGCGGCCCCAUCAACCCUCCGGCCGCGGCGGCUUAUGCACCGACUCCUUACAUGCACAUCCUGACCCCCCAUCAGCAGCCCCACUCCCAGAUGCUCCACCACCACCUGCAACAGGAUGGACAGGCUGGCUCUGGACAGCGCAGCCAAAACGCCUCCAUUCAACAGAAGUCACAGAUAAACAAGUCUGGUUACAACAGCUACAGCUGGGGAGGCAAUUAACACCCCCUCCUGCCCUGUCUGGUGUUCCAAAGGCUGGAUUAACAGAUUCUUCUCCUCCCCAGAGGUCUCUCGAUUUUCUCCAACGGCGCACCCUCUCCUCUCUGUACAGUCAUCCUAAAACGCAGUACCACCCUCAUUCCACUGGUGGCACUGUUAUGAGCGAGAGAAGGCACUGUAAGGCGUCAGUUGAGGAAGGUGUAUGGGGAGAUGUCUUAAUGGGGAGAGGGUUCUUGCAAGUGUGUGGAUAGUUACUUAGGCCUUCAAGAGCUCAGUAUUGAGUAUUUGGAGUUUGUAUUGUGUUUAAAAAAAAACCAAGCCUCUUGCUCUUUUUCUUUCAGGCAUAUGUAACAUAGAUCUGUUUUCUAAAAUGAAAAUUGUUUAAUUUCUUUCUUUUUCUUUUUAAUGGUGGAUAAAGCGAAAAAGAGAGGUUUAGUAGAGCGCGAUUUUGUUUCCCCAGAACAGCAUUUAUGAUUUCCUUACUGUCUGCUGCUUUUUCAGUACCCGCAAUCCAAAUGUAUGUACAUGUCUGUUCUCCCCUGCAGUUUUUUACCGAAUUUUAUUUUGGAAAAAAGAUCACUCUAAAUCGGCUUAUGCAGUUGUGAAGUUUAUUUUUACCAAAUAUAAAUAGAUAUAUGAAAAAUGUAUAGGUGAGCUCACAGGCUUUGUCUGUCAGCUGUGUGUAUGUGCACGUGUGUUUGUUUUGGUUUUGUUAUUUUGUGUGUUGUGAGGGUGGCCACUGUAUGAAUGUUCUACUUAUGCUACUGGCUUCAAUGUGUAGUUUGUAAAUUCCUUUGAAGCCAUAUUGUACCCUACAGAUGUUAGAAGUGCACCUUAACCUAGACUCUCAUUUUCCACUUUAGUUUUUUUGUCUUUAUUAACUGGCCUCCCUGUUGAAAGGAGACUGGAUUAUAGCAUGGAUUUUGACCUCGGCGUUUUACCGUAAGUGAGAAAUCUCUCAUUUGCUUUAGGAUUGUGUUGUACUGGAGAGGUCAGAGUUUUCUUGGGCCGCCCUUUGCAAACAAGUGUCUCUUCACAGCCUGUUGUUCUUGUCAAACCUGCAGUCAUUGUCCCCUUUAAAAAGCGCCACCUUCUGUCCCCAAAUAUAUUCUUUUAGUAAUAUGAUUAUUAGGAAAGUGCUGAUGGACAGAAUUGUACUAUAUGGGUAUCUUUUUUUUUCUUUGUCAGUGACUUUCUUUUUGUACUGUGCGUUUUAAAAAAUUUAAAUGGAUAAAAUUGUCUGUACAUAUAUAUAUAAAAACACAAGUACUGUA
Molecule: messenger RNA, 5098 nt
Organism: Triplophysa rosa
Lineage: Eukaryota; Metazoa; Chordata; Actinopteri; Cypriniformes; Nemacheilidae
Gene: ubap2l
Product: ubiquitin associated protein 2-like
Exons: 30
Coding region: 216-3827 (1203 amino acids)
Cellular component (GO): cytoplasm; nucleus
Molecular function (GO): protein binding
Source: RefSeq, a predicted model, not a curated record